Molecule: messenger RNA, 3515 nt
Organism: Manis javanica (Malayan pangolin)
Lineage: Eukaryota; Metazoa; Chordata; Mammalia; Pholidota; Manidae
Gene: GBX1
Product: gastrulation brain homeobox 1
Biological process (GO): regulation of nervous system development; regulation of transcription by RNA polymerase II
Cellular component (GO): nucleus
Molecular function (GO): DNA-binding transcription factor activity, RNA polymerase II-specific; RNA polymerase II transcription regulatory region sequence-specific DNA binding
Source: RefSeq, a predicted model, not a curated record
AUGCAGAGAGCUGGAGGCGGAGGCGCCCCCGGGGGCAGCGGUGGGGGCAGUGGGGGGGGCCCGGGCACUGCUUUCUCCAUCGACUCCCUCAUCGGGCCGCCACCGCCUCGCUCUGGCCACUUGCUCUACACCGGCUACCCCAUGUUCAUGCCCUACCGGCCUCUCGUACUGCCGCAGGCACUGGCCCCCGCGCCACUGCCUGCCGGCCUCCCGCCCCUCGCCCCGCUAGCCUCCUUUGCCGGCCGCCUUACCAACACCUUCUGUGCGGGGCUGGGCCAGGCCGUGCCCUCGAUGGUAGCACUGACCACCGCACUGCCCAGUUUCGCGGAGCCGCCCGACGCCUUCUAUGGGCCCCCGGAGCUCGCUGCUGCCGCUGCCGCCGCCCGCAACAACCCUGAGCCGGGCGGCCGACGCCCGGAGGGCGCGCUGGAAGCCGAGGAGCUGCUGCCUGCUCGGGAGAAAGUGGCAGAGCCCCCUCCGCCCCCGCCUUCGCACUUCUCAGAGACUUUCCCAAGUCUGCCGGCAGAGGGGAAAGUGUACAGCUCAGAUGAGGAGAAGCUGGAGGCACCAGCAGGAGACCCCGCAGGCAGCGAACAGGAGGAGGAGGGCUCAGGCGGUGACAGCGAGGACGACGGUUUCUUGGACAGUUCAGCAGGGGGCCCUGGGGCUCUCCUGGGACCUAAACCGAAGCUUAAGGGAAGCCUGGGGACUGGAGCUGAGGAGGGGGCGCCAGCGGCAGCAGGAGUCACAGCUCCUGGGGGCAAAAGCCGAAGGCGACGCACAGCCUUUACCAGCGAGCAGCUUUUGGAAUUGGAGAAGGAGUUUCAUUGCAAGAAAUACCUGAGCUUGACAGAGCGCUCCCAGAUCGCCCAUGCUCUCAAGCUCAGUGAGGUGCAGGUCAAGAUCUGGUUUCAGAACCGGCGGGCCAAGUGGAAGCGCAUCAAAGCUGGCAACGUGAGCAGCCGCUCUGGGGAGCCUGUAAGAAACCCGAAGAUCGUUGUGCCCAUACCUGUGCACGUCAACAGGUUUGCCGUGAGGAGCCAGCACCAACAAAUGGAACAGGGCGCCCGGCCCUGAAGGGGCUUCCGAGGACCUUGGAAGGCGAAGGAUCCGUUCCUGAGCCUGUUGGGAGACUGCGUUAGGGUUCUGUGGGCCAGAGGGGUUGUGAUCCUGCCCAGGAGGGGCUCGGGCGGGGGCAGCUACCUCAGUGUAGGUGCUGUACUGGCAACCUGAGACGGAGCCUCUGCCAGAGAUCCUCAGGCCUGGGGCCUCCAGGGUUGGAGGGCUUGGUUCUCACUGCUAAGGAGCUGUUGGGACUGAUGGGGUCUCUGGGGGAGGGGUGGGUUCUAAAAUGGCCUGGGGCCUGCAACGUUCCUGGCUAAUGACCUGAAAUCACUAAUGACAGGGGUGGGAGGAAUCCGAGUGAGGCCUAGCCAAGCUGAUCAAGCUCCUUAUUUAUUUUGUGUAAAGUUUGUACAUAUGGAGCUAUCUGCCUGUCUGUCUGCACCCUUCAGAGGGAUUGGAGGAAGUUCUGCGUUUCCUCCAUCUUCAGCCAGAGUUCAGCCCUACCUUACUGCCUUGGGGUGGGUACCAUCUUGCCUGCCUAUAGUGCAAGGACAUGCAAAGAACCAGAAUAGGACUGUCACUAGCCUCCUAAGCAACGUCAGCACUCUGUCCCUUCCCAUGUGACCUACCUCCACCUCUGUCCUUUCCCACUCCGGGCUCUGUCCACUGCUCGCCCCUCUAGACUUCACGCUCCUAAUGUGGCACUUCUUUUCUCUUUACCCAAUAAACAGGUAAGCUUCCUCAUCUCUGUGCCCUCUUUGGACGAGUUGGCAGAUAGGCUAGAGGAUUUGCUCCCUUUUGUAGUUUGAGGGGAAAUGAAGUACUUGACCCUGGUUCAGCUGGGGUAUAUCUAGGCCCUGUGUAACUAGACACGUUACCAGUCCUGUCACUGAUUAGAACAGGCUGGGGGCUCACCCCUCUCAUGUAUGAGCUCAUUAAUCUUUUUCUACAGAGAGGACACAGUAGCUUAGUCCAUCUCUGCCACCCUUUGAUAUUCCAGACAUGAGGAGGGCCUGGAGUUAAAAGACUCAUUUCCAGUUCUGUUUUUGCAGCGUUAAUUGUGGCCUCUUCUCCCCAUUGCACCAUUUAUAAAGCUUGAGAUUAUCAAAUCCUCUUCUAUUAUAAAAUGAGAUCUCUUGAGAAGGACCACUGCAAACUGGAUAAGGCAGGAAUCAAUCUGUGAUGGUUCUAGAAGGGUGUGGACUGUGGGGGAAACUAUGGAAAUAGGCAUCAAAGGCUUUGGGGUUGGAAUUCUAUGAGCAAAUUAAGGAACAGCGUCAGUAGACAAAGUAAACAUAGGGAGUGGAGGCUUCAGGGAACUUGGGAGAGACACAGUAUAGUGAGAGGGAAACAAGACAAAUCAAAACUGCCAUUUCCCCCCGUCAUAGAAAGGCUAUACUCUCCUGUAUGGACCAUGCAGCAGGGCUGAGCAGACACUGGGAAUAAGGGUUAUUACAGAAGCCAGCUGCAGUUGGGACCAUGGUAAACAAGCUUCUUGGGAAGAAACUUGACCUGCAUUGAUCUGGGAGGAGAGCUAGACUAGGGAAGAGAGCCAUAAGGAAGAAAAACAGGCUGUGAGUGAGGUCUGGAAACUCAGAUUAAAGGUCAUGGAGGGGAGAGAAGUACAGCUUAUCAAUUACCUGGCCAGCCUCCUUACCCUGCCUUAGGGUAUCCUGCUAUUGCCGAUUCCUAGAAUAGCAAACCAGCCAGUGUCUGUUCAAACGCCUACUGCCUGCGCCUUUUCUGACAAGGCUGAGCCUUUCCUUAGCAGUUCCUCUCUCCCAGCUGGCUGUGGCAGCCUGGGGCCGACUGGUCAUUGACAGCGGGGCCACAGUACCCCAGCUCGGACACCUGGAUCCAGGGCAGGUCUUCUCCAUUCUCUGGCUGUAUGUCAGCAAGGCUUGAGACUCAGGCUAAAAAAUGUGUGGUCCAGACCAGCCCCAUCCCUGAUCUGGGUCAAGGCCAUCUCCGAUACCUUAGACUCAUCCACGCAGGGAACCUACAGGGCUAGAUUCUUUUUAGGAGAGAAGCCGGGUAGAUGCAGCUCUCAGGAGCUGUUGUCAUUUUGGCUGUGGAGAAUCCCUGUCUGCAGGCAGAGGGCUGGGAGAGAGGCUCUCUAGCUCUUGCGCCCCUGGGGGAGGUGGGCACCCAGGCAGGAUAGUGCUCUGAAACCAAGGCCCAGAUUCGCUGUUUUUUCUGGAUUUGCCUGUUAAGUCUCCAUACUAUACCAGGCAUUAAUCCAGCCACUCAGGCAGCUUUCUGUCCUUAGGGAAUGGUGGUGAUUGCUGGUAUUUUCUGAGCCUGAGAACCUGUUCUUACACAUACCCAUGGCCCUGUCUCUGUCUACUUUUAUCUUUGCUUGAGGCUCUUAGCCUUGCAGAAAGGGGCUGUGGACAAGAAAAUAAAUCUGGUUUCCUUCCCAAAUAUUGUUACCUGGUUAUUUAACUAUA